GAGUCGCAUAGGCGGUAAUGAGGGCUUAUGCGGAGAGUCAAGUCUCAUCAUUGUUGUACCAACAUGACUCUCAUACAGUCAUAGACUAUGGUAUAUUUCACUUUGCCCUCAAAUCAUGUUCCUGACUGACCCUAGCCAAUUGUAUCCCGUGGUAUAAAAGAAAAAGGAAGGGCCAAACGAAACCUGCCUUCAUAAAACUUUCGACUCGAGAUUUUUCCAAACCAGAUCCAGAUCAACCGUCACAAAACUUCAAAAUCAAUCUGCAGCCUCCAACGGUAUUUGUAAACUCACCUCUAUUCAACCAUGCCUACACACGAUCAAGUUUUGAACUUUGGCGCCGGUCCAGCCAAGAUCCCUAUCGAAGUCCUUCAAACAGCUCAGUCAGAACUUCUCAACUAUGAUAACACUGGAAUGUCUGUUAUGGAGUUGUCCCAUAGAGGAAAGACCUUUGGCAAAAUUUUGGCCGACGCAAAGCAAAACCUCACCAAAUUGCUGAAUAUUCCUGAUAACUAUGAAAUUUUGUUCAUGCAAGGAGGAGGCACCACGCAAUUCUCUGCCAUAGUUUAUAACUUGUUGGCUGCUAAGGGCAAGCCUGAUGCUCCUGUCGAUUACUGUGUGUCUGGUUCUUGGUCGCAAAAGGCUUCUGAGGAAGCCAAGCGUUUGGGUGCCAAUGUCAACAUUGUCUUCAACACCAAGAAGUCCACGGGUGCUUACACCUCUGUGCCACCACAAUCAGAGUGGAAGUUGAGUGGCUCUGACGCAGCCUACGUUUACUACUGUGACAACGAAACUGUCCAUGGCGUCGAGUUCAACUCCAUCCCUGAUGUUGAUUCUUCCGUGCCUUUGGUCGCUGACAUGUCCUCCAACAUCCUCUCUCGUCCUUUCGAUGUUUCCAAGUUUGGUGUCAUCUAUGCUGGCGCUCAAAAGAACAUUGGUCCUUCUGGUGUUACAAUUGUCAUUAUCCGCAAGGAUCUUCUUACCCCUCUCAAGUCAGCUGCUGAAAUCCCAGCUUCCGGUUUGGUGACUCCUCAAUUGCUGGACUUCAAGACUUUAGCCGACAAUGACUCACUCUAUAACACACCGCCCACUUUUGCCAUUUACAUGUCAGGACUUGUGUUCAAGCAUAUGCUGGAGAAGGGAGGUGUCGAAGCCUAUACCGAAGCCAACGAUCGAAAGGCACGAAAGGUUUAUCAAGUCAUUGAUAACAGCAAGAUAUACAAGGCUCCCGUAGCCACCGAAGCUCGUAGCAGAAUGAACAUCCCUUUCCGAAUUUACCCAGAGACUUUGGAAGCCGAGUUUUUGAAGGGUGCUGAAGCACGAAACAUGGUUCAACUCAAGGGACAUAGAUCUGUUGGUGGCAUUCGGGCUUCUAUCUACAAUGCCAUGGGCGAAGAUGGUGUUGAUGCGCUGGUUGCAUAUAUGAAGGAAUUCGAAGGGCAACACCAAGCAUAAAAUAGACCAAGCUUAUUUCUAGAGAGCAUGUGUUUGGAGAGAUGGUCGAAGUAUAUAAUGACUUUAGAAAAGUGCUUGAGCAAUAAAUAUAUUAUCAAUAUGCUUCAUGUAUUCCCGGCGAACAA
Umbelopsis ramanniana AG is the source of this 1577-nucleotide messenger RNA. RefSeq lists its product as uncharacterized. The transcript has 3 exons. Lineage: Eukaryota; Fungi; Mucoromycota; Umbelopsidomycetes; Umbelopsidales; Umbelopsidaceae. The record is from RefSeq and is a predicted model, not a curated record. Gene Ontology annotation, cellular component: cytoplasm. Gene Ontology annotation, molecular function: pyridoxal phosphate binding; O-phospho-L-serine:2-oxoglutarate transaminase activity. Gene Ontology annotation, biological process: L-serine biosynthetic process. Bases 304 to 1452 code for a protein of 382 amino acids.